AUGGAAAAACUGCCACAGGAGCUGAUCAAUCGUAUAGUGUGGUUCGCAGAGCGUUACCCAGACCAAGAAAAGUGGCGUUGGGCGAUAGGACAAUCUUUCAAGCCCGAUGGUGCGCCAUCUCAGUUUCCUCGCCUUGCCAUUCUCAAUCGCACUUGGAAGGAAGCAGUUGAGACCAUUACAUUUCACCGUUUAGGUGUCAAGAGCGAUGAGCUCGAAUCGCUUCAGUCGAUUGUAACAGGAAAUCGUCGCAAGUACCUCUCCUGGAUCAGUUUCAAAGCGGAACUGCCAACAUAUUCGGAAGAAGCAUACGAACACAAGGAGUCACGACUUGAUCAGCAUGCCAACAACGAGGCAUUUACGAAAGCUAUUAGCGAUCUUUUCACCGCGUUGCGAACCUGGGAAGAUAAUGGUGUGAAGAACGGGGUGCGGCUCGACAUUGUGGGAGCUUCGUCGCCAACAGACUCUCGGGAAGUGGAUGAGCUCCAGAUUGAGCUUGGUGAAUGCAGGGAUAUCCAGUCCGCUCGUUGGGCAGACUCGCACCUGCGCCUUGUGCAACCCGAGAAUCUGCCUACAUUAUCUAAUGUGCAGCAUCUCACUAUCGAGAAUUGGGGCGGGCGAAAACUUGCCCCAAGCGUUGCACCAGAUUUAGGUGUGGCACUGCCGGAGCUCAGGACAGUGGACUGGGAGUUUCCAGACUGCGAGGCUGAUUCUGACGCGGGGUCGGAUCAGGAUUCAUUGGAUUCAGACUUUGAUGCGGAGUGGGAGUCGGCAACAUCUCCCAAGGCGCGCGCUGAGGCGCGCGCUGAAUUUGCCAACAAGCUCUCGAAGACGCAUUUCCGCUCGCUCAAUUCUGCCAACAUUGUCUUAUACCACUGCACUCCUUCAGACCAGAGGUACACAGUUCCGAGCAUUGUGCCAGAAGGCUACACAUACGACCCGUUCAGUUCAUCAAUCCGAACCUUCUCACAAUGUCUUACAACUCUCACUUUGAGUGCGCACGUCGACCCCACGCUAUUUUGGCCAUCAGAUGAAAACGCGGUUCCACCGUCUUGGCCACACUUGAAGUCGCUUGACAUCACAUUUGACAUGGUCGCUCCAUCUGGUAAAUGGUACUUCACUGGUUCAACACCGGCCUACGAUUCUGACGACGACCCCGAGCACGGAGUUAUUGGAAGUGUCGAUACACGCGAAUUCAGCUGGGCAGAUUUCCGGCAGCACCCCGACCCAGAGGUCUUCGAUCCUUUUCUCGGCGCGCUCGCAAAAGCAGUUACUCAAAUGCCAGUCCUCGAGUCCUUCAUGCUUACAUCUGAUAUGGUGGGUAAGACAGGGAAACUGCACAUUUCAUAUCACGCGCCGGGUCAGAGAGCGGAGUGGGGUGAUGAAGGGCCGGAAGACAAAGAUCACAGGAGGAUUUACUACGCGUGUGAGACUGGGCGUCCAAUGUGCAAACACCGCUGCUCUCUUGUCUUUAUCCGCAACGAUACCGCUCUCCGAAAAUUUGGUUCCGGCGCCAUAACGCUCGUUCAAUCUCACUUUCACUUUCGGCAUGCCCUGAUACUGUUCCUGUGCUAUUCCCCUACCUAUCUUCUCAUGCACACCUCAUCAUACAUACUGUUACCUUACGGCCUGAACAGCCAAUAUCAGAGUUGUCUUACAGGUGACAACGAUUUGCGAACACAAUGCGGACCGCCGCGAUUUUACACUGCAUCGUUACUGGAGCUGUCAAAGCUCGAUCAUCUUGUUACGCAGAGAAAGCUUAAGACUGCCGGCCAGCAACAAAACAGUAUGGGCUUCCAGCGCAGCACUAAGAAGAUCAACAUGGGCCCGGUGACAGGGAAAGAAAAGCGCGGUCGAGCAAAGCGAAAACCUCAAAUAUCUGUUCGCAAGAUAUCCCAAGCCGGCUCCAAAAGCGAGCCCAGUAUCCGAGUAGGCGCCUCACACAGUUUACCAAUCACGCUCGAUAGCGAUGAUGAUGCGCCAGCAAAAACUCCUUCGCGUUUGGCCCGUGAUCAUCCUGCCAUCUCACUCGUCGAUCCGACUUUAGGAGGCUUUCAUCAUGAUUUUCAAAAAUCCCAAAGGAACCAAGAUGCGUUGAAUGGAAGCGUCAAUACGCCACCCCAAAACACCUUUGCGCCCAAAAACUGCGUUCCGCGCCACUCUUCACCCGCGUCUACCAGCAGCACGAGGCAUCAGGAAAGAAGUAUUUUGCAAGGCACGACAAAGACACAGAGUCCUGUAAGCACCUUCGCGUACCGAGACGCGUCUUCGGAUGCUGUCCAAAGCCCCCUUAGUCGUGGAGAAGCAGCAGCAACUCACAAGCCUGUCGUAUGUCGCAAACGACGUCGGUUCCACAAUGCUACUACAGCAGAUGAGGGAAACAUGAGAACACAAGGGCCGCGCACUGACUCUGGAUGUUCGAACGCUAGUUCAAGGGUCCCAUCGACCAUGAUGGCUGAUGCCAAGACCUCGCGACUCCCCACUCAUAGAAGAUCCAACACGUCUACUCCCUGGGGGACCGAGUCGAGAGCCAAGCCUCUUACGGUAUGCAAGCAUGGGAGUAAGAACAUGAGUCUCCUGGAUAUUGAUGACUUCAAUAUGAGAAGCAAAGUCGCUCAACCGAUGGCUGUAGCACCGGCGCUUGCUGUCAUGGAUCUCUAUCACCUCAUUGUCGAUAGUGAAGGCGACUUACCUCGAGCCAGGAAACAAGCUAUUAGGAUGAGCGAGACACCAACAAUACGGUAUCGAUCUGCGUUGGAUAAGGAAGGUGAUGAAAUCAUGGUCAAGAUAGAUCCGAAUAAUCCAGCAUUCGAAUGGGAUGACGACGAGCCAUACACCAAAUUCAACACUGCCACAGCAGCUCGCCCAUCGAAACCAACUUUGAAAGCUACAAGAGCUGGCAAAUUUCUCGUCCCUGCGAUUGUGGAGCUCCAGGAUGACCAAAAAAUAAGUCCCGAGGACGAGUACAGAAUGGUGAACCAUGCGGCACAGAAAGCACUGAGGAUGAACAGCGAUUCACCUACUAGAGACCGGAUUGAACGUAGAAAAACGGGGAAGAGCAAAGUCAUAUCGGAAAUCACUGCACGAAAACGACGUGUUGUCGCAGACUCAGAUGAUGAGGAAGAUGAUACACUAUCAGCUCACUCCUCAUUACCCAGUGAGAAUACUGGCAAAAGAAAGCGAUCGGUAAUCCUGCCUCCUGGUAACACAAAGCGACAAAAGGAUGGCUUCCCGUCUAGCGCCGACAGUAAUAACGGCCAAAAUGUCAGGAAGUCAAAGAGGCCACGACAUGACUUGAACGCGGAGCUCGAAGAUCUUGGCAUCGACAUGGAAGGAUGGACUGCAUCUGAAGAUGCGUCUAGGACACUACAGCAGCGAAAAUAG
Molecule: messenger RNA, 3381 nt
Organism: Alternaria burnsii
Lineage: Eukaryota; Fungi; Ascomycota; Dothideomycetes; Pleosporales; Pleosporaceae
Exons: 7
Coding region: 1-3381 (1126 amino acids)
Source: RefSeq, a predicted model, not a curated record